Messenger RNA from Porites lobata, 16840 nucleotides. NCBI's taxonomy places the organism in Eukaryota, Metazoa, Cnidaria, Anthozoa, Scleractinia, Poritidae. The record is from the annotation of a GenBank genome assembly.
GCUGAGCCGGCUAUUGAAAUAAAGCUAAAGCAGCAAUUCUGGGAAAUUGACCUGCCAGGUACCGAUUUACUUACUACCUGUUUUUUAAAGAUUAGGAAUAGUUGAAUAAAUCUUACCACCUUACUGAGUGCUAAACUGUAGUAAAAUGAACAUGAAGUGAGUUCCCUAGCCUGAGGGUCAUUUCCUCUUGCUCUCAUAUAUUUCUUGAACAAAAUUGCUUCACUACGUUAUUUUUACUGAAUAACCCAGAACGCUUUACCUGCACCGUUAAGCAAUGUAAAGCAAAAUCAAACAAACAAGACAAUCCUAGUUACUGUCGUGUAAACAGACUUUUCAUGUACCGAACUUAACACCUAUUUAGGCCGACGACCCAAAUGACACAAGUUCGACGGUUGAUUCAGACGUAGGAACUUAAUAAGUCGGUCUCAAUUCAUUGUCACGAUGUACAAUGGUCUACAAUACUUACCAGUGAUAAUAAUUUAUUAGCGAUUUAUGAAUUAGGUUCAGUACAUGAAAACUUCCACGUUGGAACUGGGCCUAAUAGCUGUCGAUACUAAAUGGGGAAAAGAAAAGUGAAAAUUGUUGGGAAAAUUUAACUAAUGAGGGUCCGUAGCUGCAGACAAAGCAAAGAAAGGACGGAAAGAUGUUGACUCCGUUUAAUUACUGGCAGGUUAUUGCAAUGGCUCAGGAAUUAAUAAUAAAUUUAACAAUGUUGUUUUAGUUCAUUUCCUUGUUUAUAAUACUUCAUGGCAUUUUGUAUUUAGUUUAAGGAGCUCUUUAGUGGUAUAGUACCUACCGAAUUUAAGUUCCAAGCGUGGGUUAAAGACCCAUUUGUAUACAUCUAUCAUUCGCACUCUCAGUUUGUAGCUGAUUCCAUUGCAGCCCUAUAAGGCCCAUAAUCCGUGUUCGUCAACUGCCAGAUCAACAUGAGUGUAACCACCCCACUGGUAAUGGGUCUUCUAUCGCCGAACCAGCCAAGCCUAUCUGUUUUUCCUCACGCUCAGUCUGCAGAUUGACGAUGUUGUUCGUACCCGCUCUGUCAUGCAACAACAAAAAAUACCACCUGACCAAGCUAGCAUCAGGUUUGAUAUGAACUUACAGAACUUUAAAAAGACUUUAGAUAUUUUUUCUCACCGCAGAUAGAAAGAAAACGUUCCGAAGAAUACUUAGUUUUAAAAUUGGCUGUAGAAAGACAACUUUGAGCGAUUUCUUGCCUCGAGUUCAUCUUUGAGAAAAGCAAACACCGGGGAGCCGGCUUAAAACAUAAACUUAAGCCUUAAGCGUGAAGACUCAGGAUUUUUAGAGACACUUUAAUACUUGUCUUCGUGGAUGAAAAUUGUUGUCUCUGUAAAUGUUUCACCAAAUUACAUUUCUUUUAUUGAUUGUUAGUAGUCUCUCUUGCAAUUUUAAUCGCUGUGCUGUUUGUUUUCAGUCGUUCAUGAUCGCUUGCAGGAGUACUCAAAAUGCCGCGCGUAUCAAACGCUUUUUAAGAUUACACAUCGUUAUAAAACCAUUGAAUAAAAACAAUAAACAUGAUGUAUUCUUUAUUAUGUUGAAGCGUAACUCUAUUAAUGUUCACUGCAAAAUUGCGCUCGUCAAAUGUGAGAAACGGCUGGCCGUAUAGGUGAUUUUGGGAAUUUUUUGAACGGUUUCGCGCUAAAAGCCCAGGAUUGAUCGUCCUGAAUAUUGACUGAGUGCAAUUUGUCUUGAAAAAUUGUGAAAUACUGCAUUCUGUCCUAGGUCUGUAUGAUAAAUAGUACUGUUUCACCUCAGAUGUGAUGUAUAAAAAGUAUUAAACGUUGGUUUAUACACCCCCAGAUUUGUUGCCAACAUUUUGUAAAGUACACUUGUCGAACCCAAAAAAUUCGGCCUGAUUUGUUUUCCAGGCCUACUCUACGGUGAUCAAGAGCCUUUAUGGCUCUUGAAUGGGAUCGAAGAUGAUUGCUGUUUUUUGGGUGUAAUUAUAAGGCUAUCAACUCGAUGUAAGAUGUUUCACUAUAAAAUCACUUUUCCCUCAAAAGUCACGGGAAUGUGCCCUUAAGUUAACUGAUUUGUGGAUUACAAGUUUAUUGUUUGAUUUAAAUUAUAAACUUAUUAAUGGGAGCUUCGCUUUUAGACCUAAAUCGAUCUUUUUACAGUGCAAACUUGUAGGAAAACUGUCAUGUCUGUCAAGUUUAUGAAAACACAAAUACAAAAACACUGAAUCUAUUUAUUGGCAUGUUUACUUUCAACGGAGAAAAUCGCGCUGCUGAAUAAUGUUUACAAGUGAGGGAAUCGUCUACGCUUAACUUUAAUUUUACUUAAUUCCGAUCAAAAAGAGAUUUUUCAAAACAUACUACCAAAUCAUCCAAUUUUUCUGUUUUUUGUUGUUUUUGCGAUUGAAAAAAAUUAUGAAAGCCUUCAUUAACUUGAUUGUUGUACUCUUACACUAUCAUUCAAUACGAAGCCUACCUGUUUAAUAUUUGGUGUGCGACACGUUGAUGAUGCUUGAAAAAGCCACGUUGACUAACUUUCACUUGCCUUUCAAAAUAAUAUACAAAAUAAUGGCAUCCCUUAGUUUAUAGCUGAUUUCGGAGUAAUAAAUCAUUUUUCUUGUUUUUUUGUUUAAGCCCUUAGCUAGGACUAUAUGCCAGAUUUUGGUUGCUGUCUUAUUAAAGGUGGAAAAAAAGAAAAUAUGCCCCAAAUGUUAGGGAGAUCGGCCACCAUUUCGUGUUUCUCUCAGUCUCGUCAUCUCUGGCUAAGUUACGUGGUGCGUCUAGUUGAGGGGACGAUUACUAGUGUUUGCGAAUGUUUCGAAAUCUUGUAUACUUCUCAUCAUAUGGAUAAGCGAUAACCUUAGCAAGAAAUAGUCAAAAUAUGCUGGUUGUACAAACCAAAUAAUUGUUCCUUUUUUGUAGACAAUAAAGCUAGUCGAAAUUUAUCCUAGACUAGAUUCCGCUCAAUUAAUUUUAGUUUUCUUUCAAGAAAGCUUUCUGAACUUCUUUUUGAUUAACUUUAUAAUCGUAAACUUUAUUUACUUAAGCGUCCAUGAAUUAUCUACAAUUACCCAUAAGUCGGCUUUUAUGAGCGACAAAGCCGCAAGAGCCAGCGCGAAGCGUCAUAGGCGUUAAGGUUAUUUUUUCAUAGCUUCUGUAGACACCAGACUGAAGCUGACGUGCAUUAAUUUUUGGCUUCGACGAGUACCCAGUUAGUCCUGGCGAACUAAAGACCCUUAGUUCAGAGAAACCGUUCACGCUCUAGCGCGAGCUUCUAGGGGGGGGGUCCGGGGGUAUACUCUCCCGCAAGAUUUUGAAAUAUAUUGUCUCUGAAAUAGCAUUUUCAUCCUUCCCAUGCAGUUAAAUUUAACCUGACAUCAUAUUCCUGUUUUCUUCCCCUCCCCCCCCCCUGCUGUCUCUCUCACCUCAACAUUAAUAAACCAAGUCCUAUAGUACUCCAGUGGGGGCAUAUUUGAAUCAAAACUUUCUUCCAGAUUAAUAAUCGGUUAAGUUUUUGAACGCUAGAGUUAACUGUGCUCAAAGAUUGUUUCAAUCAGAAAGAACCAGAAGUUGUCAGAGCCACAAAACAUCAGAAUUUCACUUUGUAAAAUGCUGAAUAACUGAAUAGUUCCAUUUGAAAGUAUUGCCAGAGGUUUUGAAUGGUAACAUGUCCACAGACACAAAAGUCACCGAAAAACCUCAUGACUUCAUUAUUUACUCCCACCUAAUUUCUAGGUGCGUAUAUCAAAGCUCAAACUGUGAGAAUUUUUUGAGAAGUGUCAUAACCCGCGACACAAGAAAAUGCUCAUUAGAUUUUUUCCAAACACACAGACGUUAAAAAAGGUUUUGAGCACGUGAUACUGCUGCCUCUAAUAUAGUGCAGAAAUUACAUCUUAACUAUAUUCUCUCUACAUGUAUUGUCUCUAAAAACUGUUUGAAAACUAUAAAACAGUAUGUAAUAACUUAAAGGGCCUAUGAACACGCCGUGUAAAUAGUGUAAUGCAGUGCCCAAAACUUCCAUGAGUGUUGCCAGAUUGUACUAAAACCGAAUUCACAUCGGCAUGGUCACGUGCUCCGUCAAAAUUCCGUGUUUGAAAUAAGGCACUUUGGCAAAUGAUACAUAGAACCUAUUGAAGUAAUUGUACGUUAAGUUACUAUUUCAACCAGCUAAUUUGUUCCGUUCUUUAUUCAGCUGUGGCAGAUGAUUGUUUCACACCUUCAUUCAUUGCUGUGAAUUUUUCUAAGAGGUUGUCAGGCGUUGGUGGCUUUUAGUCACGAUGGAGGUAAUUAAAGAGAAUAUAUUUUGAUUGUGACCGUCAGUCAAUUUGUCAAUUCUUACUUCCUUUUUUUUAUGACCAUAAUAUCCAUAAAAGCUUAAACUGUUUCAAAGGAGCUAAAGGUUGAAUGCGUCGAGAAACAAGCAGUGCCUGUCAGUGCUCUACUCCGGCGGAUAGACCAAUACGGCAAGGAAAACAUUAUAUUAAAACGAACAGCUCGCAUUUGUCCAUCUAUUCUUGAUAAGCUUUAGAUCUUUUAAGGGUCAAAGUUUACAAGACCGGUAAAAUAAUGGAAGGAAUUUUCGUAGUUACACUGUUUUUGUUAGGCCCUGUCUUCUCUUUUCCAUUUGCCAAAUCAUCGGAUGAGGUAGGUUAAAAGCUAUCGAACUUGAAUUUAUAGGGCACAGUCAAAAGAAUUCUUAUCAUUGGUCUGGUUUGUUAAAAUUAUGAGCAAUUUCUGUUUGUCUUGUACUAGCAACUCCCUCUAGCAUCUGUCUCACUUAAUCCCUUAACCCCAGAUGGACCAUAGGCCAACAAGAGAGAAUGAUCUAGCUCAUUCUCUCUUGAGGCCAACAAAUUCAUCUCCCCAUCUUUUUCACUUGUAGCAACUACAUCUUAAUUUAGGUUCCUCCAUAUCUCCCAACGGUACAAAAAAAUAACUAAAAAAACGCAAAAAAAAAAAAGUAAAUAAAUUUGUUGAUAGAUAUUGUUCACAUGCAAACUAGAGAGCCUUUCGUUCAAACGUUAUCAAUUUUACUGCUUUUAUUUUUUACCGCAAAGUCCAUAAAAGUUAUAAUAUUGAUAACGAGUGAGGUAACGUUCUACAACUCUUGAAUUGACGACUGUUCAUUUAACAAUUCCCUGUGUUUAUCUAGGAUGCGCCCCUGCUGAAUUCAGAACUACCUGUGGAAAAUCCAAGUAAAUCAAAACAUAACCCAGGUACAUUUUAAUAAUAUUGCCUUAAACAAAACCGUAUUAACCUAUUAAGGUCAGUGGCCACAAGUAGAAUAGCAGUUUGGGUAACAGUCAAGUUACCACUGUUAGCCUUUUUCAGGCGUCCUGGUGGUGGUCUUAUUUUGUGAAUAAUCUACCUUGUUUCGAAGCAAUGAAAGAAUUAUACAUCGGUCCUGAGUCGAGUUACGUGUUUUUGGACAGAAAAACACUGUCAUGAUGUUUGCUUCGAUCCUCAACAAAACUAUACUUGCGUGCUCUUUAAAGGUACAAAGCAUCCAGAGUGACUCUCGUGAAGGAUAUUGUCCUGGAAACACAACUUAAACUGUGUUGUUACCGGUAACGGAAAGGUUUAUUGCUCUCUUAAGCUUUCGAUAAGCUUGAAGGAGAGACUGGUUAAAAAAAAUCGUCUUGUAGUCUAAGAGAGGACUUGCACUUAACUCAUUCCCUGUCCACAAUUUCACACCGUCCCCUCUAGACAUAAAAGGUCCCCUACGUAGGGAAAAUACGUCUGUAGUGUAAGGUGGUCCUCAUAAUCGGUGUAAUCCCUUAUUUCCAAACGUUAUUUCGUAAGAGCUGGUUGUUCCCUCUAAAUGCAAACGUCGCAAAGACGGAAGGGUUUUUAAAUAAGGCUAACGUUUAUUUUUCUGAUCAUGUACAGAUGGGAAUGUCAACGACAAGAGAAAUCUUUAUCAGUUCCAUAAAAUGAUUGAAUGCUCUACCAACCUAUCAUCCUACCAUUACCUUGACUACGGUUGCUACUGUGGUUACGGAGGAGGUGGCAACGCAGUGGACGAAACUGACAUGUAAGGAAAAAACGAGAAAAAUACCGUGAACUGCAGUCAGUUAUAGGCCCAUCUACCUUUAAACCCCAAUAUACACAUACAAAUUCUUCACCCUCAUAUUCAUACAUUUCCUUAGAGAUCAUUUGAGAGAGCUUAAUAAAAGAUCAAAGCAUUUUCUCUUUGGUGAACAUUUGAUUAAUUCUCAUAACCUUAUCUCUUGACAACGUAUGGAUUUUGCUAGGAGAAAUUUGAUGUUGGUCACUAUUGAGACUUAAAGGGUUAAGCCCCCGGCUGUAAUCCCCCCUCCAAAUGCAUUAAAGUGAAUACGAUUUGUUAUGACGCAUUGAAGCCUAAACAAAAACCAUUAGUGCAAAAUGUGUUUUGAUCAGUGCUGCCAUAACCCGUAUCGAGGACUUUUUACCGUUUCUGUUAAAAUCCCCACCCUCGGAUACAGGCCUCUCUGUAAGCCCUCAUAAAACCCCUAACGAAGAUGUAUAAGCCCAGGGCUUAUAAGUUGCAGUUCAUGGUACUUUGUUUACUUGUAAACAUGGGGAAAAACUAAUUCUAGUGUUCUUUAAACAGCUUAAUUACUUUAAAGGGAACCUCCACUUCAACAAAAAGAUAACUUUAAAUCACAGGAAAUAACUGUUACAGUCAAGUCAAUCUAAAAUAUUUCUAAAGAAAGCGUUUGUAUCCGAAAGAAAUAACUUUUAGAUUCGCUUAUUUUUGUUUUCAAAUUUUGCGGGCGUCGCCAUCUUGAAUAAUUGUGAAGUGUUACGGUAGCCCUAUUGUUAUUAAACAAAAGCUCUUUGUGUCAGAACAAUAGAACAACCGUAACACGUCGCAAUUAUUCAAGAUGGCGUCGCCCGCGAAAUUUGAAAGUGAAAAUAAGCGAUUUUAAAAUUCACUUUUCCUGAUAUAAACACUUUUUUUAAGGACAAAUUUCGAACAAAUUUGUUUAUCAACAUAAUUUUAUUCGAUUUAAACUUAUUCUGUAUUAAGAGUGGAGGUUCCCUUUAAAAGAAAAGGAAGGAAGGGAAAUAUGCAAAAAAUUAAACUAGAAACUAGUUAAAAGCCGCGUGUUUUUAAAAAGGUAGAGACAUGCACCUACAUAAAAAAUCACAUUAUUAUGUUCAAAUAACUUGAUUUCUUGAACGAAAGUUGCUAUGUUUCAUGUAGAGCUGCAGCAUAUUUCCUCUGUUAAACUCAGUGUUCCAAAUCAUGAGUACCGCAUCAAUCUGUGAGGGUGAAAAAUUCGUUGUUUAUAUACUAAAAACUGUCAGUGUAUAUUUAUUGUUAAUGACCACUACACCCUUUUGUCUCGACGUUUACUCUGUAUAUUCCUAUAGCAAAAGCCAUUGGGUGUGAAGAAAGAGAGUCAGUGAAUGUAACUUAUUUUUUAAAAGUUAGGUGCUAGGUUUGCAGAAGCAAUUGGAUGUAGAAACAUUGAGUGAUUCAGUUUCCCUUAUUUAGGUGCUGUAAGAUUCACGACGCAUGUUACGAAGCCAUAUCAAACCACCCAAAUUUGUGUCCCUUCGAAUCCAGUGUUUAUUGGAAAAUAUACUCCAGAGACGACACUUGCACAGGCUGCAGUAAGUUUUGUUUCUGUUCAAAAGUCAUUUGUGGUCUCAGUAUAAUCAUUUACGACGUUGUAAACACGCGCUCAAGGAACUACCCUCUUUAUUGUGAUCUGCUAUGACCUAUGAUCUGCUCUCUCCAAAACCACUAAGAGGGUCCCCAAUGGGGUUCUUCAAUCCCGUAAUCCUUACCCAAAAUUUCGUGCAAUCCCGUAAUCCCGAGGGUUAUUUGGUGCAUUCUAACUCGCGCGCAUACUUUCGGUCCCAAAUCUUGCCCUAUUUUGCUUUGAAAUCCCGAAUUCCGAGCUUCAAAUAACAAGGGAAAUCCUGGAUCCCGAGAAACCUAUUGGGGACCCUCCACUAAAUAUUAAAGCAAAAUUCGAACAGAGUAAAAUUGUUUUACCGCAACCCGUUGGUUAGAUGACUUGACAAUCGAAUCCAAACCGCGGCAUUUUAUAAAGCUAUCCGAGUAUGUGUGUGUAUGGUGAAUCAACGAAUUUUAAUUUCCGUUUAACUUAUUCGUUAACGUUUGAUAGUCUCUCGACCACUAUGUUUAUAAAUAGUACAAUUUUUGCAAUAACUGAGAGAAUCCUUGCGCGCUGAUUGGUCGAGACCUAUGGUCUAUGAGAGUAUAGACCAUGAAAUGACGUAACAUGUCACCAAGUGCCGGUUUCUUUUUUUUUUGUUUGUUUGUUUUUCGUAAAAAAAUAAUAAAUGUUAUUGUAAAAAACAAAUCGACCACGAUGUUUCAUGGUCUCUUAUAGCCCACAGAAAUGACGCCAUAAAUUGUUCAAAACUUUGCAGUGAAACCACUCGCCUGCGGCUCCUGGUUCCACUUGAGCUUUGAACAUUUUAUGACGUCAUUUCUAUGGUAUAUGAGAGUGUAGACCAUGGAAAAUUGUGGUCGAUUUGUUAAAUCUGUUUACCAUAAACCCUUUAAAACGGUUAAGUGUCCUCUAAAACAGAUCAGUGAGAGGUUUCCCUUCAACGCUUUAGCUCUGAAGAAAUGUUAGAGACGUUUAUAUAGUGGUGGCAGAAACUUGCCCCCUACCCCCCCUAGCCCCACUCCAACAAUAUAUUUAAAACCUCUACAAACGUUUACGACUUUGCGGUGCUUAACUUCAUUAAUUUUCAAUCUAACUGAAAUGUGGUAACUUGACCAAUUUUAAAUUUUAAGACCCUCUUUAGAGCUGUUUUGAUGAAUUUUAGCCAACUGGUCCGUCUCAAAAGUUGCUAAAACCGUGAAAGCUUCUAUCAUUGGUGAGUUUUUUACAUAGAAGUCCUUUUUUUCAGUUCUUGGAACUGACUCUGUCGUUUCUUUUUGUUUGUCCUCCCUAUAGCUGACGAAGAAGGGACAUGUGGCCGUGCCAUUUGCGAUUGCGAUGGAGCAGCGGCCCGUUGUUUUGCGCAAGCGCAGUACAAUUCAGAAAACUUUAACUAUCCACAGGAAAAUUGCUGAAUAUUCUCCAGUCAAACAGGAAUGUCAAAUUGAACAAGACAGCGGGCUACGUACUUAUAUCGCUCCUAAAAUAUUAAGCAACAUGAGUGUAGUUUAAAAAACAACUUGCAUUAAACUUCGUAUUCUUAAGACAUAGCUAUAAAAUAGCUAUUGCAAUAGUGUAUGUACUUGUAUUGGUCCUGCAAAUAAAGCUUGUUGUUGUAGUAUACUAAGAUUAAAACUGUGAUAAACUCAAACUAUAGAUAUGCUUUAUACCUUUUCUCCUUUUAAAAUUAUUAACAUAACCUCAACCUCCGGUGCUGCUUUGCCUGAGCUGUUUACUCGGUAAAAAAAAAACAACAACAAACUUCAAUUGGACUAAAUCGCGCUAUAGGCACAAAACCCGUAAAAGCAUUUAUUAUUGGGCUGCCUGUGGCCAAUCGAAAAAUGAGUCGAAUCUAUGUCGAAAAAAGACAAAAAGGCGUUGCGUGUCCUAUUUCCCUUGCAGUGGGACCAACUUCUGAGCGGAGAGGGUCCCUGCGUUUUUACCAUGAAUUCAACGGCAUCCUCCUGGGGACGAGGUUGCCAUGAAUUUUCCAUUCAUUGAAAGCCGUAUCGAGUGAUUUUUUAUAGUUUGUACUCAGUUUUGGAGCAGCUAUAAACUCAGCGUUGAAAAUAUUAGACCACUGCAGCCCAAAACACGGGUAGUAUAGGCGUCUUAUUUAAAAUACACUUCAAUCAAAUCCUUGAAGCAGGGUUUAGCCAUGUAAAAGUGAGGGGCACUAAAACGAAUCCAAUAGCUAACUAUAUAACAUAGGCACGUUAAACGUGCAUGAGCUAUUUUGAAUACUUCGGUGUAACCUUACCAAGAAUGAUGAAUCUACCUUUUUCAUCCUAAAUGUAGAUUUGGUUUUUGUGCGAAACUGGGUAUUGCGCUACAUAAAUGAAAACGCGAAACGCUCAGCUGAGUCGAUCCUCAACCUAUAUAUUCACUUUCCUCUGUCUUUUCCUGUUACAUCUGGUGCAAGUUGAACAAAUUGUUAAAGUAAAAUAAAUUUAUACUCACCAAACGUUGAUUAGAAGGAAAACUCUAAGGUUUCCUCGGAGUUUCUUAAGCCAAAAUGUGACUCAUCGAAUACUGAGUAGUUACGAAAUACAAGGAUUUUUAUAAUUGUGGUAGAUGGUUGCAUCAUCAUAAUUCACGAGGUUUUCACGUGCGAUUCUACUCAGUGAGACAAUCUUUAACUCCGACAACUUAUUUCUUCAUGUUUUAAAAGCUAUUGCUUCUCAAAAGACAAGAGCCCUUUUUAGGGCAUUGGUUACUAAACGAAACAGGUCUUCAUUCGUCCAAGUUACUAUUAUUAUUGUGAAAAGCCAAUCUGCAUGAGAUGUACAGUCACACAGCUGGCACGUGAGAGUGUUGGACUUUGCCCCCUUUCGUGGUUCGUACGUGAGGGAAUUCGAGUUAUCACACAGUAAUCUAGUAAACAGAAUUAUAAAAAUAACUCAUGCACACAAUUUGCAUGUGAAGAUGUUGGUCUUUGGCCCUUUUACAAUUCGUACAUAAAAAAAAAGGCAAAUUGUUUUACUACAAAAUUUUCUCAAGCGAUUUUCAGAAAUCACCUCGGCUUUAUUACAACACCUGCAAUUAAAUUAUGUUUCAUGCAACGUCAAGGUUGAUAGCCUAACAUUUAUUAACUUCCAAGACAAUUAUCAAACUGCUGAAAUAUAUUUCUACUUUUAUCAUGUUACUCCACUCAAUACAACAGUAUCUAAUUAUUGUGUCAACUAGCUUCUUCCAAUUUUAUUCCCUAACGCUACUGCUUUUACUUAAGUUACGCGUCUUUACUAAAUAAAAUACGUUUCAGAAACUAUAAUACUUAGUAUGCAGGAAGGAUGUAUCAUGUUGUUCACUUAUUAUUCUUUUUUUUUUUUGUUUUGCCAGAACGAAAAAGGUCUGUUGAACUUUGUAAGCGAGAGAAUAAUGUUUUUAAAGCUUGUUUACAGGAUUAACAAUACUCGGUACAGGUUUCACAAAAAUAAGCUGCCUUUUUAAACUUCUAAAACCACAUUUUAUAGGGCGCAUACUUUCGAAUUAAAGUCUAUAUCUAAGUAUCAAUUAUUGCUUCAUUGGAAGAGCUUUGAAAAUAUAUGAUCUUUUAUACUCUACCCAGUUGUAGCAGGUGAAACAGAACUCAUACUGACGUGCGUUGUACUCAUAGCCGAAUUAGGUCAGAAAUGCCUUGAAGCAGCAUCCAUACUAAAAUAUGAACCCUUAACGGCAGCUGCAUCAUUGUACACAGCGUUUGAAUCAUGAAGAUAUUUAAUGUAAUUCUUCCAAACACCUCUAGCCGUAAUAAAAGACGAAAAAAUUGUGAAGAAUAAAGAUGGCGGUCUCAAAGUGCCCUUGUUCGACCUUUACCAAUGUCAUGUUUAAGUAGAUGCUAAGAUCUCAUUGGUUCCUAAGCAUCAACUAAUAGUACCUUCAACCUUAUUGGCUCUUGCAACAAACAUCCGAACAUACAAAGUUACAAAGAUACAAAGAUACAAAGAUACAAAGAUACAAAGCCACAAAGAUACAUACGCUCACACCACUGACAUAUGAGCUAUUUUUUCAAAAUAGCUCAAUAAAGGAGUGACAGGGAUAAGGGGAGGUGAGAAUGAAAAGAGAUAAACUCGAACUAUGCUUUUUUCAUAACUGCACUAUUGAAAAGAAUAACUGUGGAGAAAUUGUCGUUUGCAAUUUGUAACCUAUAGCUGAUGGUGAAGCAGAUAUGAUUUCCGAACUGAUUGCUUACAAAAUGUCGAUGCAUUGACACCAGAAAGGGAUUUUCUGCCCGGGUGGGUACUUAACAAAAGUUUGUUCGGGGAGGUUCCGCCUCGAGGUCCACUUCCUUACCCUUUCAUGUACCAUUUUCGACAGAACACGGCACUCCUUUCCUAUACCUUUUUUGUGACAAAUGGCAAAUACCUCAGUUUUACUGACAAAUGGCACCCAUUUCAAAUACUUGUGUAGAGCGCAGCAUCCAUUCUAACUGUUGUCAAUGCAACGUCUUUUAAAUAUGAAUAAAUCACUAAACCAGAAAGUUAUCUUGCUUUUUCCGCAGGCAUAAAAUGCGCCUGAUAGUCGUUUUAGGUCCUCUCGCAGACCGUAAUGACAGUGUAGUGAACCCCCUACCCUUUUAUAUACCUGAGGCCCGAAAAAGGUACCCCUUUCGGGUGGGGCCUCCCUGGUAGGGCAUUUUAGAGAGUACCCCAGGGUAUCAGGUUAGAAAAGUUAAUUAAGCAACCACUAAGGAGAUUUUGCAUAGCCAUGUUUGCAGGGCCCUUUUCUUCCUCCCUCAAGAGAGGACCCUGAUCCCGUCAAGUUACAUCCAAGCUGUGGCACUAUCGAUCUGAUUCUCCUCAAUUACCCGCUCUUUAUUUCGCUACCGUGAUGUCUUCUUGUCAAGAGGAAAGAGUGUCGUUUGAAAAAUGUUUACAGUGCAUCGAGGUAUGCAGUUGCUUCUAAAAAAAACAGUCGAAUUAUCGUAGUUCAGGUCUUUCCAUGGUCGUUUUGAUACAAGUUGAUUUAGUCGAGGAGUAAAUAGUUUCACGUCCUUGCCUUAGAGAACGAGAAAUAUUCACCCCAAAUGUUUCUGGUCUCUCCCAAUUUAUAGCUGAAGUGAUCGAAAUUGUUGUAGUUUCAUUGGUUGAUUUCUUUUAUCGACAUGACCGGUUUCCCUAAUGGUGCUUACAUACACAGGUGGCACAGGUGCUUCUUAUACUGUAGGAGGCAAUAAUUUUGCCCAUUGGUAGAACAAGUAACUGAUGAUUAGUUAACGUUUUAUAAGCACGUUCGAAUUCGUUUGAUUUCUUCUCAGUGACAGUCUCUGGAACGUGGGGGAGGUUCUCAUAGGAAAGGAAAAGAAGUGGAUGUGCUCGUCGGAUAAUUGGAGUAAAUAUCCUAAAGGAAGGAAAACUAGGCGUGGCUCAUUCUUUCCUUGAAUACUGAAAUAUACCAUUGUAAAGUAGACAGCCAAAUAAGAGCUAUAUAGUAAUCUCAAAUCUGAUAAAUAAACUGUCAUUGAAUGCUUUCUUUUUUUUCUUUCCUUCUGUUUCUUUAUUGCUUGAAGUACAGUUCUAAGCGAUACUUGUGUGCGUGAAAAUAUUGACCUUCCAUCUUCAACACCCUAGGUGACAGCAAAAGCUGCAACUUACGCUCAUAAAUACCGAGUAUCCCAGCCCUUUUAAUACAGCGGCAUCAUCGUCUCAACCAGUCCAACCCCGGCAUUCAUUAUAGCGCUCUCAAUAUGAGAAACCAAGAUUGAGAGAUUGUCAAAUCAUUAUCAACUGUCUUAUAUAAAUCUGUUAUAUUAUUUUAUCAUGACCAAUCCCGGCCAGUCUGUGGAGACUGCCUUGAUUGUGUCGCGAAUGUGGCCACCUCUAAACAUGAAAGCAAAUAUGAAUUAGAAAAUAAUUUGGAAAAAAACUGUUAUUUUUUUGUUGCGUGUGUGAUCACUUGUUCCAUUUGCUUUGAUUUUGAGAAAGAAGACCAAGAGGUUGCUGUCAAAAAAAUGCCCAGUAAGUUUUCCCGUUCAGUUUGCGAAACGUAAUCUAGACGCGGAUAUUUUAGAACGGCCCCAAAUGCAUUCCGUCGUUUUUUGCUCAUGGGAGAAAACGAGCAAUUCUUAACAGUUUAUGAGAUGAUAAACUGACGCCACGGUAUAUUCGCGUAUAAUGUUUCAAAGACAUUCAUUUUAGUUUGGUACUGGAUGCAUAAUUGUUGCGUCGUUUGUAUAGAGUGAAGAGAUUCUCUUCAGCUAACUGAAGCUUACGCGUAGAACAAAAACAACAGAAAAGAUAAAAUGGCAUUUUUUGUUCUUAGUCCUAUGUCAAAAAUUUUAAUCUAUUUUAACUUAUAAUUUUUGUGUGUGUCAAAGACCCAAUGUCUGAUAACAUUAGAACUUGUGGUAAAAAGAUUUCACCGCGUUAGUUGAGGGGUUUCCGUGUUACGUGCAUAAUAGAGCGGACUCUCUCUGCUGGGAAUAAUGUGCCCACAUAGCUUUGUGUGCUGUGUUUUUCCCACGGGGUACUUUUGAGAAGUCAAAAUAACGAAACAUUAUUUGAAUAAAAAUUGCAAAUCCAUUAACUCCAUUAGCGUGGUCGUACUAAAACGAGUAAUAAUUACUUUAUUUAUGCUUUCAAACUCUCACGAACUUGUUGAAGUUAACAAAUACUGUUGUUAUUGAAAGACAAAACAAUCAUUUUACCUCCCUUCAGCUGUUAAUAUCUAUCGUUUUGCGUUGUGAUAGGUUGUUCAACUUAUUAUAGUCGAACUGUUCAAUGUACAGUACAACGCGUUCAAAAAUAAAGAGUAAAGCAGCACUCAAACUUGAAGCUCAGAAUGAUGAUUAUUCUAACAGCUUCUAACCUGCGACUGGGAAGCGUUCGUCUGCCUGGGGGGCUACUUGUAGCAGAGCUGUCUCUCUAAGCCAGUGGAAUGCUGUUUCAAAGUAAUUUGAAAUAGACUGGAAAUAAAACUGGAAAGUUCGUUCGAUUCGCGAAAGAACGAAAAAUGGCAAAGUUGUAUUUUUCAUUAUAUAGAUAGUACUCUUUGAACAUAGCCGAUCCUAGGUAGCAGGAUUUACUGGUCGCGUGUUACAUAAUUAUUAUGAAGCUAGUGUAUGGCUUUGCUCUGAGUGAGUCUUUCUGAAGCUUCACGGAUAAAGAGCCCACCUGUUGCUUAGGAUUUCAUAGAUGUUUGCAUCCUGUUGGGAACUCGAAAUGUUCGUUUUUCCGGCGCUAAUGACAUGACAUUAUUGGACGUUCCCUUUUAAAACGCGUGCCUUCCAAAUGGUGAAUUGGGAUAGUUGGGUUUACCCCUCGAACACUAUUAUACUCUAACUUGUUCCCAGAGCUUUUCCUUUGCUCACUAUUUAGGAGGUGUGGGACCUAGGAAAGAGGCUGUAUUCCCCUGUUCGCAUAUUCAUUUUGUCACUGAUCAUUGAAAAUUCCGCAUGAACCAAGGUCCUUAUUAUUGCCUUUCAGCUACCCACGUCAGAUAUAGGGGAAGCCUGUAUCAGUUUUACCAGAUGAUUUCCUGUGCAACCAAUAAUAAUCCUCUCAAAUACAAUAGCUAUGGCUGCUUCUGCCGACUCGGAUGCACAGGAACACCAGUGGACAACCUGGACAGGUAAACCUUUUUGGAGUAUCCCGUGCAUUUCUUUAAAUGAUUAUUAUCAUUUGUUUUUGGGGGGGCUUUGUUGAUUCCUUCAUCCACAUCAACAGCACUACGAAUAAGUCCUAAUUAGAAAAAGCUAAUCUUAAUUGCGUGAAGUGUCAGACGCUAUAUAUGCCAGUCAGGACAAUCGAGUCGAACCGGUGUGAUUACACAAAAUGUCCGCUUUUUUGGUGUUUCAUACUCGAAGCUACAUUCUUAAUCAACUUUAAUUUUUGCCUGCUACUCCUUCUCGUCUAGCUCUACAAUUGAGCAAGAGAGAUAGACUCUUAAAGCUUCCAUCUCGAUAUUAUCAGUAUAAAUUCAGACCGUUUUCUUUUUCAAUAUCUGAGGUGUUGUCAAAAGCACGAUGCAUGCUAUAGACAGAUCAACCUAGACAAACGCUGCAGAUUCCCUGGUACACUUACGUGAAAUCGUACGAAAGAAAGGAUUGUACAGGAUGUGGUAUGAGAAAAGCAUUCAGUUUUUUAAGUUUGUCCACAUCCACUCACACACCCCACUUACGAGGCAGCAUCUAGAGGUUACGUCUUUUAAGCCCAGUGCAAACGGACGCAACAUUGUUGGCCAACAACUCCCAACAUUAUUGGAUGUUACAUGUUGCGUCCGUUUGCACACCCAGUGCAUAGUUGGGAGUUGUUGCAUCCGUUUGCACACCACUGCCAACAAGCAGGCAACAAUUCCCAACAUUGUUGGCGCAACAAUGUUGGGAAUUGUUGCGUCCGUUUGCACGCAGCCUUAGGAUUUUGUGAAUCCCUCACAGGUAUCAAAGAAACGUUGACUUUGUCUAGUCCCUGUUCGACGUUUUCCCAGGCCCUCUCGCUCAAUUCAUUCGCCUGGACCACGUGGCCUGAAACACUUCAGCCGCGCGAAAUAAUGAUGCCUAGGGACAAGGGAAACGUUGAUCAAGGUGCGAACUAAGGUCAAGGACCUCAGUACCAUAAAUAGUUUUUCCUAACAGACCAAUCAGUGUCUACGUUCAUGGUUUUUCCCUCUUAAUUUUCAUCUGGUUGGAUCUAUCGGGAAGUAAGAGACUUGUCAGCAUAUCUCUUCGGAUCAGUAAAGCACACAACCCUGCUGGUACCCCCAAAACGCAGCGGAAUCAGUGAAUGCAAUUUUUGGACCUCAUGUGUUUUCAAAGCUACAACCGGGGACGGGAAUCUUGAGACAGUAUUCUCAAAUGGGUAGCUUUAGCCAACAAAACGACCCACACCCCUCCCAUCCACUCAGAGUCGUGAUUUUUGCUGCUUCUUACAGGUACCUCGAACAACGGCACAACAUUGCAUAGAUGGGGUGAGGGUGGUCAGAAAGGCUCUUUAAGGCAAAAUGUCGCAACUAAUCUUGUCGCCGAUUGUAGCUUGAAUGGUAAUGGAACCAAUGCCAAAACACAGUCAUAGACUCAGAAUCUACUAUAUUUCAGGCUUUCUUAGCUUGCAAAUGCUUACGUUGUUCACUUUAAGGUUUUGUUUAUUUGAAUUUUUGUUUUUUGCCCUUGCAGACUCUGUCAACGACGACUGCCAGAGUGCCAUCUGCAAAUGUGAUAGUGUUGCAGCACAGUGUUUCGCAAAAAAUAAGAUAAAUCCAGUGUAUGAAAAGUAUCCACAAAGGAAAUGCAAAUAA